AAUUACGAAUGAAAAUGUGUACAGAAGAGACAUUUGAAAGCAAUGCAUCAAAUACCGACUCGAGGUUGCAACUUCCACAAGAACUAAAAGAUACAUGGCACGAGGUGAUUGUGCGUUCUUUUCAACUGUUAUCUUCGAUAUCUGGAGGGAACGACAAGCCACCAUGUUUCAAUCGGCAACAGUUGCUUUCUCCAGUCUUAGUUUUAUGGGACAAGUUCCGUUUUGAUAGAAAGUUCAUCACUUCGUGGAAACAGCAGUUUGUGGAAGCUUUGAAUGAAGAAGUAGUUGUGCGGAAAGUUGCUACUUCCUCGUCUAAUACUGAAAUGUAUAUGUUGAGAAACUUUUCAGAGAUCCCAGUGUCUAAAGCUCGUGUCACAGGCACUCAAUAUAGUCAAGGUAUAAGUCAAGCUAUACAGCAAUUUAUUUGCACUGUUAGUGACCAGUUAUGCCUUUUAGAUUCAAACGUAACAGAAAGCGCUGAAGAAGGUCCUGAACGUGCACAAGAUGCAAAUGACUUGACUAUUCUAAAGAAGAGAAGUCGAAGUACUCUAGAAGAGGCACCCAUUCAAGAAGACUAUACAUAUGAAGAAGUGAUCGAUCUUUUGCCUCCUGUGUACAAGAAGCCGUUGACGGAAAAAGUGACUUUAAGCUGUACGACUAUUGCAAAGGCACCUUUGCUACAUUUGGAACAGGACGGAGUCACAGUUCGAGGUGAAAAAGGUUAUCGUUCUAUUCGUGCUUCACAUGGUGUACUCGAAGGCGACUGGUAUUUUGAAGUUGAAGUUCUUCAAGGGGAUGGAAACGUCCGUAUCGGUUGGUGCACCGUUCAAGCAGAUAUGGAAGCUCCAAUAGGAUAUGAUAAAUACGGCUAUAGUAUUCGAGACAAAACAGGUGAACUAUUUCAUGAGCAACGUUUAAUUCCUUUCGGUGAAGCUUUUGGAGAAGGCGAUACUAUUGGGUGCUUCUUACAUUUGCCUCCUGUCAAGGACAAUAUGAGAGAAGUAUGGGAAACUUUUGAAAGAAAGUGGAUUGCGUGGCUCUUAUACUAUAGUUCUCCAAGAAGGCCUAAUUGGCAUCAACAAGAAACAUGGAGACCAAAGGAACCACAAGUCGAAGGAAAGGAUAUGGGUUAUAUGGAAUUUUUCAAGAAUGGCAGACUUAUGGGCUCUCAAGAAAUUGAAAUAGCAAAAUGGUAUCCUGCAAUAGCUUUGUAUAAGAAUGCCAAAAUAUCUUGUAAUUUCGGUCCGCAUUUCCAAUAUCCUAAUAUGGGACGCGAAUACAGACCAAUGUCAUCAGUCAUAUCCCACACAUAGUUGCUUACAAUUUCGUGUGUUAUCAUAUAUGAAACAUUAUUUAUCCA
Molecule: messenger RNA, 1360 nt
Organism: Galdieria sulphuraria
Lineage: Eukaryota; Rhodophyta; Bangiophyceae; Galdieriales; Galdieriaceae
Exons: 3
Coding region: 9-1313 (434 amino acids)
Cellular component (GO): Set1C/COMPASS complex
Molecular function (GO): protein binding; transcription cis-regulatory region binding
Source: RefSeq, a predicted model, not a curated record